Lathyrus sativus (Indian pea) is the source of this 759-nucleotide messenger RNA. Lineage: Eukaryota; Viridiplantae; Streptophyta; Magnoliopsida; Fabales; Fabaceae. The record is from the annotation of a GenBank genome assembly.
AUGGAUGGAAUACCCGAACAAGAACUUGAAUCUACCGAAUGGGAACUAAUCAACAACGAUGAUUCACCAAUCGUUUCCGCAAUCACCGAUUUCAAUCCCAAUUCUUCAUCAAUCAUCAGAUCCGAUCAUUUCUCGAUUCAUCAAAACCCUAAUUCGGUUACCAGUAGUUGCAGUUCCAAUUCCGAAAUCGAUCGAAACUUCGAUGAUUCCUACGUCGCAAAUCAGAUUUUAUCAUCUUCCUCCAAUAAUAAUCUCCUCCGGUGGAAUGAUUCCGAUUCCGAUAAUUCCGAUAUUUCUGAUAAGUCCGUUAAUUCAGUUAAUUCCGAUAGCGAUGCUACGGUUACGGCCAGUUUGACCGGUGAUGGUGAGGUUGGUUUUGGUUCUGAGGAAAAAGCGGAGGAGGUAGAAGAGGAAGAGAAAGAGGUGAAAGGGGAUAAUGAGAGAUUGGUGUGGUGGAAGGUUCCUUUUGAAGUGUUGAAACACUGGGUGAGUCCUCUUUUGAUUCCUCUUCCUUUGUCUGUUGCUGCUGCUGCUGCGUUUUUAGGGCUUUUGAUAUUGGGAAGGAGGCUUUACAAAAUGAAGAGGAAGACUCAGACUUUGAAGCUCAAUCUUGCUCUUGAUGAUAAGAAGGUAGCUCAGCUCAUGGGUCGUGUAGCCCGUCUCAACGAAGCAUUUUCAGUUGUGAAACGAGUUCCCGUGGUUCGACCAUCUCUGCCAGCUCCUGCUAUAACUCUGAGGCCUGUGAUGAGUAUGAGAUGA